Molecule: messenger RNA, 1574 nt
Organism: Momordica charantia (bitter melon)
Lineage: Eukaryota; Viridiplantae; Streptophyta; Magnoliopsida; Cucurbitales; Cucurbitaceae
Product: RING/FYVE/PHD zinc finger superfamily protein
Biological process (GO): negative regulation of transcription elongation by RNA polymerase II
Molecular function (GO): histone reader activity
Source: RefSeq, a predicted model, not a curated record
CGUCCAAUUUCCCGUAAUUCUUAUUCCACCCGUGAACAAAAUAAAAAAAUCGGUUUCUGAUUCCAAUUUUUUAAAAUUUCUCGUCCAUUUCAUCCCUAUUCCGUGUUUGGAUGUGUUAGUCGGUUCGUACUUGAUCGCACUAUUUUUGGAAGGUCUGCCAUGGCAGUGAACUCUUGAGAUGUGUCGAAGUUGCGGUGCAGAGAGGCAGCCAAAGGAGAGAACACAACUUGAACUGCGCACUCAGAACCUCCCUUUUCGCUUCUAAAUUUCUGGAGAAGAGAGACGCUCUCUGCCACCUCGUUUUAACGGAAAACAUUGUCGCUUUGCUGACUGCUCCACUGAAUUAAUGUUGAAAUGGUUGAUAUUUGUCAGGUAUGCGGAGAUAGGGGUUUUGUUGAGGCUUUAAAUUAUUGUAAAAAGUGUCAGGCUUAUCCUGUCCAUCGCUAUUGCUUACCUACAUUGCCAGAAAUUCUUCAUGAGUAUGUUACUUGGUUUUGCGAAGAUUGUGAGGCAAUAAUGGUGCCAGUUAUAAAUUGUAAAGUUAAAUUUAAAAAGAAAAAGCUUGCCAAACGUCUGAAGAAGAAAAAGGUGAAAAAGAAGAAGAAUAAAGGUAUUGGCUCAAUGGCAAAAAUCGAGGCACAUAAAGGUCAAAGUUGUUCUCCUAUUCAACUACCUGAGGCGCAGUGCAGUGAGAAGAAUGAUGACAUGACACCUGGCAGGUCGGGAGAGCCUGUUCGAGAAGAUGGGCCGAAUCAUAGUGAAGCCACUACGUCUGCCAUGUCCAAUUUCUUAGGACACAACUGUUAUGUUGCACAGCCUAUAGUAGAGCCUGUCUGGAGGGGAAGUUUAAGAUUUUGGAACAAAAGUUUUGGCAGACUUUGUGUACUUGUUGCCCAUAUGUCUAGCUUAGCAUGCUCAAAAGUGUAUGAGGAGGCUAAAUUGUUACCUCAGUUACUUUCCGUUGAAUUACUUCGUAGAUGUGAUAUAUGGCCCAAAGGAUUUGAGAAAGUGGGGCCAACUGAUCAAAGUAUUGCCCUUUAUUUCUUUCCAGAAGGUGAAAGUAGCGAAAAGGCUUUUGAUCUUCUGGUCAAUUCAAUGAUGUGCAAGGAUCUAGCCAUGAAGGCUGUGCUGAAGAAUGCGGAGCUUUUAGUUUUUACUUCGUCCAUGUUACCGAUGCAGUACUGGAGAUUUCAAGCAAGGUACUAUUUGUGGGGCGUCUUUCGUGGAAGGCAAGCUUUGCAACAGAUAAAUAAUGUGGCUUCUACGGAGAAAACUUUUUCCGAGUCAUUACAUUGUAUGCAAAGCCCUGUUAGUUCUUUAAGAAACCCCAGUAUUCUUCAUUCUGUGCCACUACAUUCUACUGGCCCUCCUCUGUCGUGAUUUCUUUGGUUAACCAAAAUCAGUGGUCUGUCUUUAAGUGACUGUAGAUUCGAUCUCUCAUAUUGAUAUGGGGACUGACACUAAUCCAACUGUUGACCAAAACACAAUGUCGAAGAAUUCAGACUUGAUAUCAGAACGGUUAGAGCUGAAAGUUCUCUAAUAUUCAAAUUAGAAAUAGUUUUGGAAGAUCUGUA